This is a messenger RNA of Vanessa atalanta (red admiral), 1486 nucleotides long. Its product is annotated as small integral membrane protein 14. The transcript has 4 exons. Gene Ontology annotation, cellular component: endoplasmic reticulum. The record is from RefSeq and is a predicted model, not a curated record. Bases 178 to 483 code for a protein of 101 amino acids. NCBI's taxonomy places the organism in Eukaryota, Metazoa, Arthropoda, Insecta, Lepidoptera, Nymphalidae.
GUCAUGAAAACCAAUCAGAAAAGUCCAAGCAGACAGUGAAAAAUGUCGGCGUAGGUGUAGUCGUCCUAAAGUUUUUACUUUUUAUCAGGCUAAGCGCGGGUGCAUUACAUUAACAGUUGUAAAAUAUUUAAUUUGACCUUACAUCUUUCCGUUACCCCGUAAUUACAUUAUCCAGAAAUGGGCGAUGAAAUGGACCCGUGUGAAUGCCUCUGGAACCACGAGUUGGCAAUGCGACGGCUCAUCUCGUUGCUUCGCCAAGGCCAGUCUUACUGUACAGACAAUGAAUGCCUGGACGACCAAAUGCCAGGGUUGCCGAGACCGGAAUCUGCCGGCAACAGUUUUCUCGUCAUGUUCUUGAUGAUGGCACUCGCUGUAGCUAUGUACAUGAUGCGCCCGCGCCGCAACCAGAUAGAGGACGCCGCUAAACCGAUGCCUAAUCCUCAGGACCGAGAUGGCGCUCCACCUACGCCUCCAAGAAUUUAAUAAAUACUGGCAACAUUCUUCAAUUUGUCUGUUCAGGAGGAUAACUCGAAUCCGUAUGUAUAAAACAUAAACCAACAAAAUGAAUAUAAACAAUAAUUAAUAUCAUAUUUAAGUAUAGAUAAGAUAUAUAUAGUUAUAUUACAUAUUAUACUAGUAAUAAUAGUUCAUUUUAAGAUGUGACAUUUUUACAACACCAAUAUUAAAAAAACCGUUUAAUCAUUCCAUGGAGAAAACGAUUUAUGCCAAGAUCUAAUAUGUUAUUUAAUUGUAGGUUUUUAUCCAUUCAAACUUUAUAUUUAAAUUCAAUAGUAUACAAGAGAUAAUUAAAUUAAAAAGCCAGUUAACUGUCAGAUGUGAGAAUAAAAAAACACAAUCUGUAAAACUUACAACUGUCGAUAUUUAAAAUUACUCAAUAAAGUAGUAUAAAUAAAAAAAAUAAAAACUUGUGUAACUUGUUUUUAUUAAAAUUACUCAAAAGUGAGAUUAUUACGAUGUUUGUUUGCAAAUUUUUGUUGAUUAUAUUUAAAUGAAAUAAACAUAAAUAUAUUAACUUAUAAAAAUUGUUUACCAAUGAUUGUAUUGGUGCUAAUGUAUAAAAAAAAGUUUGCAAAUAGAUUUUGAAGUUUUACAUCGCGUAUUUCACAAACAUUUUAUCAAUAACAUCACAAGUAUUUUAUUACCGGUAAAAGGAACCGUUUUUCAAGCAACACACAGAUCUGACGUGUAAAAUAAAAUUUGAAUCUAUAUUUUCGGUUUUUUCUCCUUCAAUUAGUGUUUUUUAUGGCGGUCAUAAUUGACUAAUGAUAUUUUUUGUUGUUUAAAUUACCAGAUUAUUAGUCUGGUUCAGCUUGUGAUAUUCCAUUAAUUUUAGUUGUUUUAUUUUGGGUUGGGUUUUCGGAUUAAUAACUUUUUUUCAUUAGAUUAAUUUUUGCUUUCACUUUUUAUUCUAAUGGCAACAAUCAAGAUUGUAUAAUAUGCAAAGUAAUAAAUAUGACACAUAAUA